AUGGCAGACGCAGAAGAAGAUGCGAUGCCCCGCGGCGGCGCAUCAGGCGAAGAACCAGAUCUCACCGAUGAAACCCAAGACUUCCGCUUCCUCACCACCAUAUCCCGCGAAGACGCCUCCAUCCCCAAACGCGGCGAAAAGGACUUUGAGCCCCACGCCACCGCCCUGCAAUCCAACACCCUCGCCGCCUCCCGCCACGCCAUGCACGCCGCCCUCGCCUUCCAACGGACCCACCAGCCUCGCGGCCACACGCUCGCGACUUACCAUCCGGAGACGAACAUGGCGUACGCUUACAAUCCGAAGGGACCGCUGUUCGUGCGGAUGGGGACGGUUUUGCCGGCGAUCGAGGAUCCGUUUGGAGACGACGAGCGCAGGGGGCAGAGGGUGUGGUUGUUACCGGAGGAGGUGCUGUUUUUGAUGAAUCGCGGGACGGUGGAUGUGAGGUGGCCUGGGCAGGAAGGGUUGGCGAUGAGUUUGCAGGGGGCUUAUGCGAUGUUUCUGGGUGACGAGGGGGAGAGGGGUGGCGGGUUGACGUUUGAGCGGUAUGCGGUCUACUCGAAUCUGAAGCGGUCGGGGUAUGUGGUGCAUCGGGCGCCGACGUGGGAGGGGGAGGGGAAGGUGCCAGGGGAUGAGUGCUAUGCUGCAAUUCCGAGUAUGACGCCGCCGACGUGGCAUGUGGGGUUGUUCAACUACUACACAUCAUGGUGGGAGUUGUUCAAGGCAGACGACAAGGUGAAGGAAGAAGAGAGCAGUCAAGGCCCACUGGUUGCAUCAAAGCCGUACCGCAGCUACGCCGAGAUCUAUCGAAGACUGGCCAUUAUACCAACCUACGAUCCAACAGCACGCUUUGGUCCCGAUGAUUCCCAGCUCGCCACCGAUCCAGCCUUUCGCAUCACAUAUCAUGUCUGGAAGCCCAGCAACACAGCCUACAAGAAGUCUGCGCCCGGUCCUCCGGAUUUCCGCAUCGCUGUCGUCAAUGCUCGGGAAAGUGCUGUGCCGACGUCAGCGCAGCUCAGUGCUCUGAUGGAAACGGCGCCGUACAAACCCCCUCCUGAACAGUCACAGCUCUAUCAAAAGCUCAAGCAUGGGUACAAGAGCGUCAUUCUUGCAAUCGUCGAUCAAGGGGUAGUGAGUUAUCUCCGUCUCGCUGAUGCUGCAUUCGGACGGGAGAAGUUGUAUGAACGGAGAGGACAGCCUGGUGGUAGAAGGGGUGGUCGGGGCGGUAGGGGCGGUCGAGGAAGAGGUCGAUGA
Molecule: messenger RNA, 1251 nt
Organism: Saxophila tyrrhenica
Lineage: Eukaryota; Fungi; Ascomycota; Dothideomycetes; Mycosphaerellales; Extremaceae
Gene: SEN54
Product: tRNA-splicing endonuclease subunit sen54
Exons: 2
Coding region: 1-1251 (416 amino acids)
Biological process (GO): tRNA-type intron splice site recognition and cleavage
Cellular component (GO): tRNA-intron endonuclease complex
Source: RefSeq, a predicted model, not a curated record